AUGUCCGCCGAAGCCGUCGUCAACGGGGGUCCCAAGUCCCGAGCAGCUAUGCUAGAAGAACAACAUGCUCUUGAUGAGGCGCACAAGGUCACGGUGGAGGAUGUUGUGGACGAAGAAGACUUGUUGCACCCCCCUCCCUCGGCUCAGGCGGUUAGCCAAUCCACCCCCAGCGCACCCUCGCAAGCACCGACACCGCCGGUGUCUGAUGCGCCUGUCAACUCGAAGAGUGCUUCCGGAAAACCCCCUACUUUGGAUGUGCAAUCGGAGGAACUAUUCCCUGCCUUGGGAAGUGGGCCCAAGCCAAAGGCACCUGCUGCCUCUGCUUGGGGCGCAAAGGGUCCUUCCGCCGCCGCGGCGCUUGCUAACGGUGCGCCCAGCGGUGUGUCUUCGGUAGAUCUUCCUAGGAUCAUGAGCUUGCCCGGAAAGCACAUGGAGCAGCUUCGACUUGCGCCCUCUCAGAUGCUUCAGCGAGGCCAGUUGAAGAAGCCACUCCGGGACAUCUUGCGCGAUAUCUCCAAACGGUCGAAGGCUAACGUUGAUAUGCGCGGAGGUCCUGGAGGGUCCAUCAUCUUUGAGGGUAGGGGCUCGGUGGACGCUGUGCGCCAAGCGCUCAAGCAGGUGGCGCAGCAAGUCGGAUCUAAGCAAUCUGUCCGUGUCCCAAUCCCCACUUCGGCCCGUCCUCACAUUAUUGGUAAACAAGGAGCUGUUGUCCAGGAACUCCAGCAGCGAACGGGUGCGCGGGUGCAGGUUCCUCGUGCGGAAGACCCAUCUGGCGAAGAGGACGAGGACAAUGACACUAUUGAUGUCUUGAUUGAAGGUGAUGCUGUUGCCGCGGAAAUGGCUCGCCGAGAGAUCGAGGCUAUUGUAAAGGAGCGAGCUUCGAACAUGAACCUACGCCUUCGGUCGAUCCCACCGGAGUUCUUCCCUUUUAUUGCCGGUGCCCACAAUGCAAACUUGAGAGAGAUUGAGGAGCGCACCAGGGCUCAGAUUCACGUUCCUCGAUAUGAUACGUGGCAAAGCCAACCUCCACCGCAGGAAGCUGAGCCUGGCCACGUUCAGUUCACGGCUGCCCCUGAUAGACAUAUCCUCAUUUCCGGAGAGCGCGCCGCGACACAGGAUGCUCGUGCCGAAAUUGAGAAGCUCGCUGAUGACCUUAAGCGCCAACUGACGCUUCGGCAGCUCGCCAUCAACCGGGGUCAGCACCAAUUCAUUCUGGGUGACAACGCCAACGCAUUGCAUGACUUCCUGGCUGAAACUGGCUGUGCUGUCGUACUGCCCCCAUCAUCCGACGAGACUGAGUUUUUGACUGUUACCGGUCCUCUGCAGCGUAUUGAAGACGGUAUCAACCGGGCAAUGGAUCUCGCCACAAGCAUGCAGAUGGCAAGCAUCGACCUCUCUCGACAACACCCCAACGCCCCUGCCGGAUCUAACGCCCACGCGCGUGCGCUUACUCGCUACCUUACCCAGCGACAAAUCAUCAAAGAACUUGAGGGCAUGUACGAUUCUCGGAUUGCCCUGCCGCCUGCUUCGGAUGGUCCUGUUACCUGGGAGGUGUACUCGAGAGACGGCAAAAACACGAUUCGUGCACGCUCUGAUAUCCUGAAUCUCGUCCAGGCGCAUCCUCCUGCCAGACUACGUCACCUUUCCGUUGACCCGUAUUUCCACCCCUAUCUACGCUCUCGCAGCAUCCCCCAUUUGAGGUCAGACUACGGUGUCCACGUCCUUGUUCCAGAGGAUGUUGACAGCCCUGACGUUGUCCUUAUCUACGAAGGUCCUUCGGCGAGCUCACCUCAGCUGGAAAUCCCGCGCCAGCGGCCGUCUGCUGCCGACCUUGCCUCAUUUGAGAAAGCCCUACAAGAAGCGCAAGAGUACCUCCUGAACUCUCUAGGCAGCCAAGAUGACAUUGUGACAAAGUCCGUGCCCAUUCCGAGCAAGUAUCAAGAUAAAGUGCGCAAGUUCAUCUCUCGCGAGCAACAAGCUAAGGGUGAAGAUCAUAUCCCUGUUCGUGCACUCGUCGGUGGUGGCCCGAGCCGCAAUGGGGGAGCCACCCCCCAGAGCGAGGUCGCAUUGCGCGGUCCAUCCCGUCUUGUGGAGGAACUCGCCACUAGAAUCGGAGAAUUUGUCGUUGAACAGGAGAAGGAUGACCUAGAGAGAGGCUACACAACGACCUUUGACUUCCCCAAGAAGUUUGCCAACUUCCUUAUCGGAAAGAGGGGCGAAAACAUCAACAAGCUUCGUGAUGAAUUCGACGUCGAUAUCAAGGUGGAAGAUGGCAAGGUUGAGGUCAAGGGCCCCAAGGCAAAAGCUGAUGCUGCCAAGGCUCGAAUUAUCAACCUCGGCAAGAAGCUAGAGGAUGAGACUACUCACGUCCUCAAGGUCCCUGCUCAGUACCACCGUGAGCUCAUUGGACAGAAGGGCAGCCAAGUCAACCGACUCCAGGACCGUUACUCUGUCCGCGUUCAAUUUCCCAGGGCUGUUGUUGUCAACGACGACCAAUCUGUUGCGGACACUACUAGCGAGGCUGGUAGCGUUCGACCUCAGCGAUCCCAGCAGGCUGCCGACGAGGUGAUUGUCAAGGGUCCUAGCAAGGGAGCAGACGCUGCGCGUGAUGAGAUUCUCAGCUUGCUCCAGUGGGUCGUCGAUCAUUCGCACUCGGCAACAGUAUCUGUGGCCCAAAGCCAGAUUCCCUCGCUCAUCGGCCAGCGUGGGCGCGAAAUGGACAAGCUCCGGGCCGACACUGGAGCUCAGAUUGACGUGCCGGGUGUCAACGAUGCACCUGACGCCUCUGGUCGCGUGGAAAUCAAGAUCAAGGGUACCAAGAAGCAGGUUGAUGACGCAAAGAAGAUUCUGCAACAGCGUUCCAGCGAGUUCGAUGCUACGGUCACGAAGACCAUCAAUGUUGAUAAGAAGCAUCACAAGUCCUUAAUCGGCGGUGGUGGUGCAAACAUUCGUAAGCUUGUUGCGGAAGCUGGUGGUCCCACUGACUCGAGUGCGUCCCGGCUUGUCAGGUUCCCGCGCGCCGAAAGCGACGAUACCACCAUCAGGCUGGAAGGAAAUGGUGAGAUUGUGGACAAGAUCAUCGCCGCUAUCGAACAGUUUGUGCAAGAGCGCGAGGACCAGGUUGUCGUUAACCUUGAGGUUCCUCCCGUACAGCACCGUCUUCUCAUUGGUCGUGGCGGAGACACCCGAAGAGGCAUCGAGUCCCAAUUCAACAUCACCCUCGACAUCCCCAGGCAAGGUUCUGGCCGCUCCGACGUCAAGCUCAAGGGACCUAGCACUGCGGUUGAGCAGGCCAAAGAACACGUUCUGGCCAUGCUCAAGGACCAGGAGGGAGUGAGUGUUGAUGUUCCGAGGCACCUACACCAUGCCAUUGCCGAUAAUGGGUCGUUCUUCCGUCGCCUUCGUAACGACUACCAGGUGACCGUGGACCACGCUGGCCAGCAAAUCCCAACUAAGCCUAGCUUGGAAGACUCGCGCGGCGCUGUCAACGGAGCCUCAUCGCUUCCGUUGAUUACCGACGAACCCACUGAUGCCCUUGACGCUCACUCAUGGAAGGUAGUCGACAACAGCCCUGUUGCUAGCGACCCCAGCCAAUCCGGCACAAUUCCAUGGGUCCUGGCCGGAUCAACGGACAAUGUCAACAAGGCAAAGGCCGCACUGGAGAAGGCCAUCGCCACUUCCUCUCAGCAAUCUGCCACCGGCUACCUCAUCCUCCCUGACCCGAAGACAUACCGCUUCGUCGUCGGCCAGGGCGGCAGCCAGAUCAACUCUAUCCGCAAACAAACAGGUUGCCGAAUCAACGUGCCAAAGGACCAGGCCAAGGGCGAGGCUAUCGAGAUCAAGGGCAGCAAGGAGAACCUUGACAAGGCCAGAGAUCUGAUCCUCGAGGCGGUCCGUGCCGGUUCGAACGGCAACUCAAGGUAA
This is a messenger RNA of Aspergillus mulundensis, 3924 nucleotides long. Its product is annotated as putative RNA binding effector protein Scp160. The coding region runs from base 1 to 3924 and encodes 1307 amino acids. The transcript is spliced from 4 exons. The record is from RefSeq and is a predicted model, not a curated record. Gene Ontology annotation, molecular function: mRNA binding. Gene Ontology annotation, cellular component: cytoplasm; nucleus. Gene Ontology annotation, biological process: nuclear division. Lineage: Eukaryota; Fungi; Ascomycota; Eurotiomycetes; Eurotiales; Aspergillaceae.